CAACCCAGGUCGCAGCCUCAGGGAGGGAGGACCGGCUCCGCUGAGCGCCGGUCGCUGGCUCCCUGUGGCCUCUGAAGGCGACAUCCAGAGCCUGAAGACUUAUCACACGGGGCCAGCCCACUGCAAGACCCGAAGGGUCGCGCUCUGCGAGUCGCAGAGGCGGGACAGUUGCCUCGCCCUUCCGGAAGCGGAAGUGCUGUCCGCGGGCUCUCAUCCGCCGAGAACCGGGUCCUUCCGCCUCCCGUUCCGCUAAGCUGCGGCAUCGCGCCCUUUCUCCUUCCCGCGUCCCGCUUGCCGGCCCCACCAUGAUCUCUCUAGACUUUUUGGACGAUGUGAGGCGGAUGAACAGGCGGCAGCUGUAUUAUCAAGUCCUAAAUUUUGGAAUGAUUGUCUCCUCGGCACUAAUGAUCUGGAAGGGGUUAAUGGUAAUAACUGGAAGUGAAAGUCCAAUUGUAGUGGUGCUCAGUGGCAGCAUGGAGCCUGCGUUUCACAGAGGAGAUCUUCUCUUUCUAACAAAUCGAGUUGAAGAUCCCAUACGAGUAGGGGAAAUUGUCGUUUUUAGGAUAGAAGGAAGAGAGAUUCCUAUAGUUCAUCGAGUCUUGAAGAUUCAUGAAAAGCAAAAUGGGCAUAUCAAGUUUUUGACCAAAGGAGAUAAUAAUGCUGUUGAUGAUCGAGGCCUCUAUAAACAAGGACAACACUGGCUAGAGAAAAAAGAUGUCGUGGGGAGAGCCAGGGGAUUUUAUCACAAGAACAGAUCAGUGGAGGACAGGAAUUAUUUGUUCCUUACAUUGGAAUCGUGACGAUUCUUAUGAAUGACUACCCUAAAUUUAAGUAUGCAGUCCUUUUUUUGCUGGGUUUAUUUGUGCUGGUCCAUCGUGAGUAAGAAGCCUGCCUCGCUGUUCCUGGGAAGAUGCUAUGCUUUUUGUUACUGAGCAUUCGGAGUGGAUACUGGUCUGUGAUUGGCAGAGUGGAGGACACACACGUUGGCGUUUCUUGGUGGCACUGGUUGGCAUUAGUUUGUUUCCACACCAGAAUCUGUGUGGGCGGGCACAUGUGCACUGUGAAGUGCACUGGAGGGAACUUUCAGCCACAGGGUUUCAUAUGUUGUCAUUGUCAACACUUUCACAUUUUUGUACAUCAGUGACUUUUUAUAUUAAAAGGUUGAGCCAAAGCCCCCAGUGUUUGUAUUUUGAAGCCAAGCUUCACUUCUAAAGUGCCUACAGAGUCCUGAAUAUGCAUCUGUGCAUGAGCUCAGACAUGCCCUUCCUCCUUAUAAUGGGAAAGGUGCAGAUGAGGUAAUCUUUAAGUUUUAACCUUUCAGAAUUUUAAAUAAAAGACUUUGCACAUUUGA
This is a messenger RNA of Cavia porcellus (domestic guinea pig), 1351 nucleotides long. It is a transcript of the gene Sec11a, whose product is annotated as SEC11 homolog A, signal peptidase complex subunit. The transcript has 7 exons. NCBI's taxonomy places the organism in Eukaryota, Metazoa, Chordata, Mammalia, Rodentia, Caviidae. The record is from RefSeq and is a predicted model, not a curated record. Gene Ontology annotation, molecular function: serine-type endopeptidase activity. The coding region runs from base 306 to 800 and encodes 164 amino acids. Gene Ontology annotation, cellular component: signal peptidase complex; membrane.